AUGGACGAUCUGCUCGACCUGACGUGGCAGCCGUCGAGUGCUUCCCACAGCUCGACUCAGCCAUCCCAGCCAUCGAAAUCAGCAUAUAAACCACCCAACUACCACACGCCCCCACUCUCCUCCAGCCCGGCUCCUGCUCCUGCUCCCUCCAAGGCGGUCCCAGCUCCAGCUCCAGCCACAGCCACAGCCGACACCGACGCCUUCUCGUCGCUCUUUGCCCCCUCCUCCUCUUCUUCCACCAAGCAGCAGGCCAAUCUCAGCCUCGCCCAGCGUCAGCAACUCGCCCAGCAACAAGCGCGCAACAAGGCGGACGACGAAAAGCGCAGGAACGAUGCACUCUGGUCCGGUAUCGAUUCGUCCGCCUGGAUCCAGCCCGCCGCCGCCUCUCGCCCGUCGAGCGCGGCAAACGCAGCCAGGCCCACCACGCAGCCAUCGGAUCCGUGGGACUUUGACUCCUUCACCGCUCCCUCCUCCAAGCCGUCAGCGCCCGCACUAACCACGACCCAGCCAACGCCCACGAAAUUGCAUUCGACCACCGCCGCCGCCAACAACGACCCGUUCGACUUUGAUGGCUUCCAACCCUCCCUCCCAGCCCCAACCGCGGCGCACGUGGACCAGUCCGACGACAUUCUCGGCGCACUCGCCAUGCCCGUAUCCGAGCUCAAGCCUUCCAGACCACACGACCAUCGCGUCGCGGCGCUCUCCUCGUCUGCCUCGGCAUCGUCGUCGGCAGACAGCUCUAGGGGCAAGGCGCGUCAGGCGGCUGCACCUCCGACCGCGGGCGUGGCUGCGGCUGCGGCUGCGGCGGCCAUGUCGUCGGCUGCCAGUGCGCUCUUCGGCGCGCGACGCGACGAGGCUGCAUCCAUCUCGCGGCAGCACAGCCCGGCGGGCGCAUCGCCGCAGCUGCCCACGCGGCCUGCUGCGGCACCCAAGGCGGCGUAUGCGUCUCCCCACCGUCGCGGUCCCACGCGCAGUUCCACUGCUUCGCCUGCGCCCCCCACCGCACUCAAGCGCCGUGCGAUCCCGCGCGAGGCGUCGCACACCAUCUCGUCGGCCGCGCGCAACAAGGACGAGGGCAACGACCAUUUCCGGCGGGGCGCCUAUGCGGAUGCCGAAGCGAGCUACACGCGCGGCAUUGCAGCUCUCGAAUCGAGCUCGUUUGAUUCGGUUCGGCUGGUGCCUCUGCUGAGCAACCGCGCCAACGUGCGGUUGAAGAACGGCGAUACGGCCGGGACGAUCGGCGACUGCGACCGGCUGGUGGGCAUUGUGCUUGCGCCGUUCGGUGGGGGCGAGCGCGAUGCGAGCGGGAGGGUGGCCGUGUAUCGACCGAGCCAGGAGGCGGAUUUGCCGGCCGAGUUGGGCGACGUGAAGCUGCGCGAGACGUUUGGCAAGGCGCUCGUGCGGCGCGCGCAGGCGCUCGAGGCGAGCGAACGCUGGAAACUCGCCCGUGCCGACUGGGCUGUGCUGCUCGAGUACGAACAGCUCGAAGGCUCGGGUGUGCGCACCACCACCUCGCACCUCACAUUCGCACGCCAGGGCAUGGAGCGCUGCUCGCGGAUGCUCAACCCCACCUCGCGCGUUGCUGCGUCGCAACCCAAACCCAAACCUGCUGCUCCUCGACGUCCCCCCGCCACCGCCAGUACGGGAGGGGUGGGAGGCGAGGCGAGUGCGGCCUUUGCGCAGCAGCAGCAGAAAGCGGCGGUGGAAGAGAGCGAGAAGUUUGCGCUCAAGGACGCGGUGGAUGCCAAGAUCGACGCGUGGAAGCGCGGCAAGGAGACCAACCUGCGCGCGCUCCUCUCGUCGCUCGACACGAUCGUGUGGCCGGAGCUGGGGUGGAAACCGAUUGCGCUCCAUCAGGUGCUCGACGCCGCAGGGCUCAAGAAGAACUACACGCGCGCCAUCGCCCGUCUCCACCCGGACAAGAUCCAAUCCUCGGCCACCACCGAGCACAAGAUGAUCGCCGCGGCUGCGUUCCAUGCGCUCAACGAGGCGUGGAAUGCCAGCCAGUCCUAG
Molecule: messenger RNA, 2013 nt
Organism: Moesziomyces aphidis
Lineage: Eukaryota; Fungi; Basidiomycota; Ustilaginomycetes; Ustilaginales; Ustilaginaceae
Source: the annotation of a GenBank genome assembly